Messenger RNA from Parus major (Great Tit), 2641 nucleotides. RefSeq names its product chromosome 2 C8orf88 homolog (gene C2H8orf88). Gene Ontology annotation, molecular function: eukaryotic initiation factor 4E binding. Gene Ontology annotation, biological process: negative regulation of translational initiation. NCBI's taxonomy places the organism in Eukaryota, Metazoa, Chordata, Aves, Passeriformes, Paridae. The record is from RefSeq and is a predicted model, not a curated record. Bases 2006 to 2401 code for a protein of 131 amino acids. Gene Ontology annotation, cellular component: cytoplasm. The transcript has 5 exons.
UGGCGGAGGGAGGUUUUGUUUCUUGGGAUCUGUGGGGUUCCCAGUGCGGUGCCAUUUCGGGCGAGGGGGGACGGUCAGUUUCUGAUUACCCGUGGGGGUUUUCCACGAAAAUAGCGUCAAAUCCCCUUCACGCCUUUAGACACUUGAGAUAGGCUCUUGGAGGAUGGCUGCUGUCAAUGCGCAGCUUGUUAAGGUACUAAAAAAAACCCCCUGGGUUCUACAGAACUGUUCCUAGGCCUGUUUGCUGGUGCCAGAAGGCUUCCCUUCUGCUGGGCAGGUCUCCCACGGGGAUGACCCCAGAGAAGCAGUGUGGCCUUGGAAGGGGCAGUUCUUGGGAUGCUGCCCCCACUGCAGUAGUCUCUCAUGGAAGCAGUUUAUUCCUCAGCUAUUAAAACGAAUCUUUCUCCACUUUCCUUGAUACGGGUCAGAAGGAAUAUUAUUAAUUGAGCAGAUUGGGAUAGAUAACUUGUUGAGAUCUUUUCUAGAGUCUUCCUGGGGGAGGGUGAGGGAAGAGUGGAAAAAUGUGUUGUUUUGCUGUCACCACACAACUUGUUUUCAUUGUCAGAACACUACAAAAAAUAGAUGUGUGCUGCAUUCUAGCAGCUAGCCAGCCUCUUAAACAGGUUUCCUGUUUUUAAAAAGCGUGCAUAUCAUUUGUCAUCAGGGCAUGAACGAAAACUUGCCUGUUUGUUGGUUUUUUUCACUCUUUUGAUGCAAAUGUGUAUUAUUACUGCAUUGCUUUCUGUGGAAAUUCACUGUCUAGGAUAAAUGUGAUUUAUACAAGCAUUCCCAAUAUGGGUAAAAUGAAAUAUGUCAUCCAUAUUUGUAGUCUUAGUUAAUUCAGCUGCAGGAAAUUUCAUUGCUGCUUUUGACUACAGCUUUGAAGUCUUCCUUUUUUAAGAUGAUUGGGUAGGAAAAUAUGAGAAUCAAAACAGACUUUUUUUUCCUAGCUUUAGUUAAAAUUGUUCUAAUAACAAUUUUAGUUAAAUUGUUCUAAUUCAGACAAUAACCAUCAAGCAGAUGGUUUCUAGACCUGGGUGGGCUCAAACUUCAUAUGUUGGAAAAUUGUUAUUUGACUACGUUAGAAGUGUUCAAAAAAAUAUAAUGUAGUAAAUUCUCUGAUGAUUUUUAGUUUUCUUCCUAUAACACAAAAACCAGCUAAAGUUGGGUAUGAUACUGGGUCUAAUAUCCUAGCUUCUCUUUUCCUGUUUCAUACUGAAUAUGGAAAAUGUAGUUGUAACUCUUGCAGUCGUGAUUAUUUAAUGAAUUUUUUGUUUUGCUGUAACAAUUAUUCACUUGUCUUGUAAACUUUCUUAGAGAAAAAAAAAAUCGGUAUAAUUUUUAUAGUGGAGGUUGUUCUUUCUGGGAUUCUUUUCCUCUAAAAAAAAGCUGAAAUUCAUUCAAAUCAUAAAAUCUCCCAGUUGACAAAAGAGAUGGGAAUGAGAAGGAGAUACAUAAAGAUACAGGUACUACAAAUAAACAUUUUCCAACUGGUUGCUUACUUAAAGUGUGAGAUUUUUCAGCCCAGCACCACCUUAGCUAAUUAAGUAAAGUAGCUAUUAAAAAACAGUCAUGUAAAUCUGUAUAGAUAUGUAAGGAACUCCUGUGCAGACAGCAGAUUGAUAAGGGGCAUGCUGAUGCUAAUUAAUUAAAAACUCACUGAACUGAAAUAUUAGAAACCCCCUUAUUUCCAUCAUGUCCUCAUCUCCUUUCUCCAAACAUGUCCAGAGACAUACAGGUAAAGAAUCUUCUGGAGAAGAAGCUAGGGUAGCUCAGUUGGAAGGAAAAAUGAGAGAAGUGUCUGAUUCUGUCUUCAUGCAAAUUUUAUCCAGCAUGUUCCAUCAUCUAAAAAAAUUUACACAUCAGACCUUUCUGCUUUUUCCUGCCUAGAUAUAAUAUUGCCUUGUCAAAUGCAACUAACAAGGAGUAGGUAGAUUGCUCUUCUUGCUUAACAUCCGUAUGUGAAACUGAAUGCUAAUGAUUUCAGCUGCUUUUUUGAAGUGCGAUGUUUCAAAAUGUUACAGAAGCAAAAAAGUUUAUUGGUAAAUCCCUUCAGCCAGCACGACCUGCGCAUCAACUGUCUUCUAAACAAGCAUCACCCAUUGCUUUAAACAUUCGGACUGAAUUACCCAGCAGCACUGAAGUAUGUUUGCAGAGUAAGGUUAACUGGUCAUCUGAAAUGACUGAAGUGAAGAUCUUAGCUCAAACUGUGAUGCUCUGUCAACCAAAACAACAUGAAUCAGGAGCAAAAAAAGAAAGGAUCCAAUACAGCAGAGAUUUCCUUCUGAAGCUUUCAAAUGUUUCUCUCUCUCAGAAGAAACCAGAGUUUCUUCCUGAUCACCCAAUUGUACUUGAAAAGCCAGUAAAGAACAAACCUUUCAUUGACAUCUGUAAGAAGUGACAUGUUGUUUGGAGGAUCCAAGGUCCAUAAAUGAGGGAGCUACAUUUGAUGUAGGUCUUCAAGAUUUUUGCAGGUACUUGGGUGCCUGCAGAUGGAAGUACGACCCUGUGAAGCGUAUGAAAAUGCCUGUUUCUUCCUGUAAUUGCCUGAAUGCUUUAAGAGACAAACCUUUAAUUUGUAAUGCCUGAAAUGGUAAUAUGAUUAAAGUGAAAAUAAAUAAUUUUACAUAUUGGUGUGGCA